Xyrauchen texanus (razorback sucker) is the source of this 8145-nucleotide messenger RNA. RefSeq names its product SNF2 histone linker PHD RING helicase (gene shprh). Gene Ontology annotation, biological process: DNA damage response; protein polyubiquitination; nucleosome assembly. Bases 124 to 5094 code for a protein of 1656 amino acids. NCBI's taxonomy places the organism in Eukaryota, Metazoa, Chordata, Actinopteri, Cypriniformes, Catostomidae. Gene Ontology annotation, molecular function: DNA binding; ubiquitin protein ligase activity; ATP binding. The record is from RefSeq and is a predicted model, not a curated record. Gene Ontology annotation, cellular component: nucleosome; nucleus. The transcript is spliced from 30 exons.
UGUAAAUAUGGCGGAUAAACGCAUGAAAAUGUCUUGCGGGGUUUCAAGCUUAUUAAAGUUAUUUUAGGUGGUUACAUUGCUGCUGACAAGAGGACAUACCAGGGCACACCAAAGGUUUCCACUAUGAGCAGCAGGAGGAAACGCGCGCCGCCGGUGCGCGUGGACGAGGAGUCCAAAAGGAGACUCAACUGGAAUAUGCUUGAAGAUCGGAAGACUGAAGGAGAUCUUGAGGACAUUCAGGAGUCAUUCCCAGCACCGUCUGACAGCUGUCUGGUUGGACCAGUGCUUGAGAGCAGCCUUGGUGAGGGAGACCAGUUUUUUAAAUCUUCUGCAGAAGGGCCAUCAGAACAGGAACCAAGUUCCUCCACACAGGAUUCUGUUCCAGAUACCAUAGAACUGAAUGUGAUGCCUCUGUCUGCUCUGGAUCAGGAGUGGAAUGCACUGAUUGGAGAGUUUACCUUGUAUGCAAAUAUUCCAAUUGAGCUUGGAGAUGAUGCCUUGUGCCUCCAGCAAACAGGUGAGAGACUGAGUUUGAGUUUGAAUUGUAAUGAGCUGGGUGAUAAGGUCAGCAGGGCUCCACUCAGCCCUGUGCCAGUUGAUUGUUCCUUUGGUGGAUUGCUGUUGGAGGAUCUGGAUUGGCUACAGAAGAGGAAGAUUAUUAAAUUGUACCACAUGGCAGGAGAUGGAUCUUUGAAGCUGAAAAUUUUUCUUCUUGAGUUGGGGCUGGGCAGACCUGAGUUUCUCAGUGAAGGAAAUGGACGCAUUAAAAAAGCCAGUCAACUUUUGCAGAAAUUAAUGGAAUUGUUCUACGACUUCAUCAUCCCUGAGGUGAUGGAGAAUGAAGAGGAAGAGUGUGACACUGAUUUAGAGCGUCAGAACGUUGAGGAGCUGUAUGAUUAUGUCAGGCACCACCACCAGACAGAGGCAGCGGAGCAGAGCUUUGAUGUUCAGCAUCCAGGACUCAUUCCAGUGCUGAGACCCUAUCAGAGCCAGGCGGUCAACUGGAUGCUGAGGAGAGAGAAGUAUAAAAGCAUCAGCUCCCAAGAGCAACGGUUGCAUUUUCUUUGGAGAGAAGUGGUCACAAUCUGUGGCAAAAAACUCUUUUACAGUCCUUACACUGGAUGCUUGAUCCGAGAGUUUCCCCUGGCUGGAAUGGACUGGCCUGGGGGAAUUCUUGCUGAUGAGAUGGGGCUUGGGAAAACCGUGGAAGUACUAGCCCUUAUUCUAUGUAAUACCCGGCAAAACCUGGAGCAUGGGGCUCUCACUUUACCUAUGGGGCGAUCUGUAAAUUAUUUUGUCCCUCCACCUCCAUUAGAGAGACAAAGAACAAUUAAACAUGAGGUGAGACCCAAGGAGAAGAUCACCUAUCCAGCUGUUCGUGAGAUGCUGUUGACUGCGAUUAAAGAAAUGAAGGUUGGGAAAGGUGCUUCAGUCAAUGCAAUUUUAACUUAUUUAAGAACCAUGUACAAGUACGACACCUUGAAGAACCGGAACCACAUAAAAAAAAUGCUAACCAAGCUCAUUAGUGAGAACAUUGUGGAGCAGAUCAAAGGGCGAGGGUUAGCAGGAUCCUUCAAACUGGGGAAGAACUACAAAGAAAAGAAGAAACCUGCAACUCCUCGAACUAAGUCAGUUGAGAACGUCACUCCCAGGAGAACAUCUCGUCGGAUUUCUGUUCAGGAGAAAGAGAUAUCAAUGACCUCCUACACCACAGCAUCAGAUUCUGAAGAUACAAUAGGCAGUGUGGAACCGCCUCUCCUCACAGAGGAACUAAAGUGUGAACCAGAUUCCCUUCUGGAGCCUGUGAAACCCAGUGUCCAGAGCAGCACUUACUCUGAGCAUCCACAGCUCAAGACGCCGGUAGACAUCACUGAUAAAGAUGAACCCUAUCAAGAAACAACAGAAGACAGUGGAAAUAUCCAUAUUGAGAGUACAGAAUCAGAACUUUACCAAAGUACUCAACCAGAACCAAAAACCCCAACCAGAGCAUCUGUCGUCCCAUUCAAUACACCGGAUUACCGCUUCGAGUGCAUCUGUGGAGAGCUCGGUCUCGUGGACUAUAAGGCUCGGGUCCAGUGCCUGAACUGUCUGCUCUGGCAACAUGCUGAGUGUGUUAAUUACAAAGAGGAAAACCUGGAAACGACUCCGUUCUAUUGCCCUCACUGCCUGGUAGCCAUGACCCCUGUGUCUACUGGUGCCACACUAAUCAUCUCUCCCAGCUCCAUUUGCCACCAGUGGGUUGAUGAAAUUAACCGGCACAUUCACACUUCCUCCCUCAGAGUGCUGGUGUAUCAGGGUGUGAAGAGACACGGUUUUAUUCAGCCCCACAUUCUUGCAGAGCAAGAUGUGGUCAUCACCACUUAUGACGUGUUGCGCACUGAGCUCAAUUACGUCGACAUCCCCCACAGCAAUAGCAAAGAUGGCCGACGAUUCCGCAACCAGAAGCGCUACAUGGCCAUACCCAGCCCUCUAGUAGCUGUGGAGUGGUGGCGCGUUUGUUUGGAUGAAGCUCAGAUGGUGGAGUGCACCACAGCCAAGGCUGCAGAAAUGGCUUUGCGUCUCACAUCUGUUAAUCGUUGGUGUGUCAGUGGAACACCUGUGCAGAGAGGUUUGGAAGAUUUGUAUGGUCUUGUCCUGUUCUUGGGUGUUGAUCCUUACUGGGUUAAGUAUUGGUGGGAACAGUUACUCUAUCGCCCGUACCGCCAUGGCAAUACGGGACCGCUGUACAGUGUCAUUGGUCAACUACUGUGGCGAUCUGCCAAAAAAGAUGUCAUUGAUCAGAUCCAAAUUCCUCCUCAAGCAGAAGAGAUCCACUGGCUCAACUUCUCCCCAGUAGAAGGACACUUUUACCAUCGCCAGCAUGAGGUUUGCUCCCAGGAUGCUCUUCUCAAGCUAAGGAAGAUUUCUGAUUGGUCGCUGAAGCUGGGCAGUUUGGACAGACGUACUGUCACCACUAUACUAUACCCGCUUCUGCGACUACGCCAGGCCUGCUGCCAUCCGCAAGCCGUAAGGGGGGAAUUCCUGCCUUUCCAGAAAAGCACAAUGACUAUGGAGGAGUUAUUGAAGUCCCUGCAGAAGAAGUGUCGUGUGGAGUGUGAAGAGGCUCACAGGCAGCUGGUGUGUGCUCUUAAUGGUCUGGCUGGAAUCCAUAUCAUCAGAGUUGAGUUUGUAGAUGCAGCAGAGAUGUACAGAGAAGUGUUACGAUCAUCUGAAGAACAUAAAGCAAGACUGAAAACUGAUUCCCUUCAGAGGCUUCACGCUACCCACAAUCUGAUGGAACUUCUAAGCGCUAAGCAUCCCGGGAUACCUCCAACCCUGAGAGAUGACAGUCUAAAAGAAGAGGCUGAACAGCUAAAGCAACAUUACAUGGCCAAGGUGAACUCGGAGGUUUCAGAAGCACAUCAGAACCUACAACCUGUUCUUCAACACAUUAAAGAGCUAAAACGCAAGGUAAACCUCCGCUCCCCCUGGUGGCUGGACGUCAUACAGCAGGCGAUGCAGUACUCCAUGGACGAUGACCUCAUCAGUCGCAUCCAAAAUGAGCUGACCUGCAGUUAUAAACAACAAGCCAACAAGCUCUCAUUAGCAGACAAGUUUCGAGAUGCCCGUGGGCUUCAGUUUCUGCUCAGCACUCAAAUGGACGAUUUGCUGAAAUCGCAGAAAACCGUCCAGGAUGCUGUUAAGAAGCUAGAGGGGCCACCGUCGCAACAAGUCAUCGAGGAGACGACACUUUGCCACCUGCGGCCCGUUCGUGUGCCACUGAACAACUGUGUAUUUUGCAAAGCGGAUGAACUUUUUACAGACUACGAAUCAAAACUAUUCUCUCACACGGUGAAGGGGCAGACGGCCUUCUUUGAGGAGAUGAUUGAAGAUGAGGAUGGGCUGGUCGAUGACAGACUCCCCACGACCAGUCGAGGUCUCUGGGCUGCCAGCGAGACAGAACGAGCCCUUAAAGCCACCCUGUCCUUCGCCAAGAUCCGGCGCAUGGAGUCUGGUCUCAUAGAGGAGGGAAACACAUUUAUGGAGCUCUUUGAGUCCUGGAAAAAAGAAUAUAAGCUGCUGCAUGAGUACUGGAUGUCGCUACGAGAUCAUGUGUCAGCCAUCGAUGAACUAGGUAUGGCCACUGAAAGGAUGCGUGUACGAUUACCUGAUGAACCAAAACCAAAAGUUCUGCAUAUCAUAGAACCACACGAGGUGGAACAGAACCGAAUAAAGCUCUUGAAUGAUAGGGCAGUGGCUAAAUCACAACUACAGAAGAAACUUGGCCAGUUUCUCUAUCUCAACAAUCUGGAGAAGUCACAGGACAUGUCCACAGGCGAUCUGAAUCCAGAACCAUGCCCUAUCUGCGCUCGCCCACUGGGUCAGGAGUGGGCCGUACUGACAUGUGGACACUGUUUCUGUAACGAGUGUAUUUCCAUCAUCGUGGAGCAGUACAGUGUCGGUAAUCGACGUAGGGCUAUAAAGUGCGCCAUAUGCCGACAAACCACAUCACAUUCAGAGAUCUCGUAUGUCUUCACCACUCAGAGCACAGACCAGGGAGAGGACAUCCCUGUGAAGGGUAGCCACUCCACGAAGGUCGAAGCAGUGGUUCGGGUCCUCAAGAAAAUCCAGAUGACCAACCCGGGAGUCAAGUCUCUUGUGUUCUCCACGUGGCAGGGAGUCCUGGACAUCAUUGCAAAAGCCCUUUUCGACAAUAACAUGGAGUUUGCACAGAUCAACGGCAUUCACAAAUUUCAGGAGAACCUGAGUGCUUUCAAAUACGAAGAGAAGAUCAACAUACUACUGCUGCCACUGCACACGGGUUCAAACGGCCUGAACAUCAUUGAAGCUACACACGUGCUGCUGGUGGAGCCCAUUCUAAACCCCGCCCAUGAGCUUCAAGCCAUUGGAAGAGUGCACCGGAUUGGCCAGACCAAACCCACAUUUGUUCAUCGUUUUCUGAUAAAGUCCACCAUUGAGGAGCGAAUGCAAGCCAUGCUAAAAACGGCAGAAAAAAGUCACAGCUCCACACCCAUGAAGCAUUCGGAGGCCUCUGUAUUUACAGUAGCAGACCUGGCUGAGCUGUUCACUGAAGACGGCGAGGCUCUUGAGUAAACUCUGAUACUGCACACAACUAAGCCUGUCAGUGAUGGUGAACACUACAAUAAUACCAGCUGCAACACUCUAGCACUCUUAUAUGUUUGCUUUACACAUUCCCCUUUUUACAGUAUAUGAUCUAUUCCAUGGUGCAAUUUAUACAUUAUACUAAAUGUGGAAAAGAAAAUUAGUUAAUGUACCAAAAAACAGUGCUGUAUCCAUGUUUUAUCUAGAAUGUUUCAUUGAUUUGUUUUCCAGUCUGUAAUUUUUAUUAACAUCUUUUAUGAGCAUAUUGAAUUAUGUUUUAAUGGUGAAGUGAUCUGUAUGUAAAAAUCUGAAUACUUUUCUAAUAUUGUACGUGCUGUAUAUUGGAUUGGUUUUAAUAUAAACACCCUGUCAGGAUCACAGAGUGAUCCGCUUGCUUUUCUCUUGUAUGUCUCUGUGAAUUCCCUCACCUCCUGUGUUUUUCAUUUUCAUUUUGAUAGGAGCCACAUGACGGCCCUCAUAGCUGAUUCACUCAGGUCUGAUUAUCGUGGCCGCUCGUAUAUAUCAGCUGCACCUGUCUCUUCUUACCCUUUUUGAUUUCUCUCUCCUCUUGUGUUGUUUGCCUUGCUCAGUUGACUUUUUUUUUUUUUCCUGUCAUUCGUGUGUUUUGUCAGUUGUGUUUUUGUCUUUGCUCUCAGACCCUGUUGGAGCUUCUUUGUUUCACAACACGUCAUUAAUUGGACUGCCCCCUAAACUGGUCAAGUUCCUGACUAAGGGUUUCACAUGAAAUCUGUAUUUUUUGGACUCUGUGCUCCACUGCCGACCAGCAUCCUACUGUGAUAUUAUUCUGUUUUAUUUGUUUGUUUUUUCCCUUGAACGUCUGUUUUUCAUUAAAAACGUAUUAUUCACUCACCUCUACUUUUGAGUCUUCUGAUAUCCUGAAAGAACAAUUCGACCAUAAUGGUCUCAGUGGAGGAAUCAUCAUUGAAUUUGGCAGUGGAGCUUUAAGACACUUUACUGGGGUGGCAUGAAGAACAAAUAGCUGAAGCCACACAAGUUGUAGAUGCAUUGACCACUCAGAUCACCGACAUCACCUACCAGCUCCAUGGACUCUGGUUGGACCGGGACUCAUUUCUAUCCAUUGCUGCCAUUACAGUCACCACGGCCGCCCAUUUGACCGCUCCACCUCCCUCUGCACCAGAACCGCAAGAAAAUCCUCCCGUUAUUCUGGUGAGCCCUCUACAUGUCGUUCAUUUCUUUCUCGAUGCUCUGUGGUAUUUUCACUUCAGCCUGUCCCGGUCUCUUCGGAGAGUGCUAAAGUCGCUUAUGUCAAAACCUUGCUGGAUGAGCAGGCUCGCCAGUGGGCUACCACAGGUUCUUUUCAUCUCUUCCUAUGCACUUAUUACAGGGACAAUCCCCCGGAGCAACCUGGAGUUAAGGGCCUUUCUCAAGGGCCCAACAGUGGCAUCUUGGUGGUGCUGGGGCUUGAACCCCUGACCUUCUGGUCAGUAACCCUGAGCCUCCACAAAGAAGAAUUUUCUGUGGUCCACGGCAGCGCAGGCCGCUAUUUCUUCGGGCACUUAGAUUUUUCCCUUUGCUACCGUCCCGGCUCUUAAAAUCUCAAGCAGGUCGUUGUUUCACAUCAGUCUGCUGUCAUAGACAUAUGACAUCCUGUCUUCAGAUGUUGUGGUGGGGGCCAUCGUCUGGGGCAUCGAGGGGCAUGCUAGGGAGGCUCUUGCCAGUGUCGAGGUGCCCGAGGGUGCCCAGGCAGUCUGCUGUUUGUUCCUGACUCGGCCCGGACUGCCGCUCUCCAGUGGGGUCAAGUUGACGUGUCACCCGGGAGUCAGGAGGAAGCUGGCUGCCAUUCGCCAGCGGUUUUGGUGGCCUGCCAUGGUGGAGGACAUCCGUCGGUUCUUUCUCGUCAGGGGAUUGGUCUGUCCUCAUAAUAAAUCUGGCAACAAGCAACCAAUUGGUCUGCUCCAAUCUCUUCACCACAAAGGAGACCACACCUGGGUGGUAGACCACGUUUUCUGGCUACAUGGAUUGCCAGUAGACGUGGUCUCUGACAGGGGGCCCCAGUUCAUAUCAAAAUUUUGGUGGAGUUCUGUAGUUAGAUUGACACCUCCGUCAGUUUGUCAUCAGGCUUUUAUCCCCAGACCAACGGGUAGACCGACGGUAGUGUAACUCAGACUUCCGGUUCCCCUGCGGAGGGUUCAUCACAUGUUUCAUAUUUCCCAUAUUAAACAUGUUUGUCAAAGUUCCCUUAACCCUCCUGUGUCUUCUCCUCCCCAUCUUGUUGACGGUUCCCCUGUGUAUAUACUGUCAGGAGGCUGCUGGAUGCCCGGGGACGCUGUUUCAAUAUCUGGUGGCGCUCCUAGAGGCCUCCCCUCUAGGGGGUACUGUCAGGAGCCCUGAGUUAUCCACUUUUCUCUUGUCUCUCUCAGUGAAUUCCCUCAACUCGUGUGUUUGUUUUCGUUUUGUUUUGACUGGUGCCACGUGAAAGCCGUGCCCUCGCAGCUGAUUUGCUCAGGUCUGAUUAUCACAGCUGCUCAUUUAUCAGCCAGUCUGUCCUUACCCUCUUGAUUUCUCUCCCUACUUUAGCUCCCCUUUGUUUGCUGUCUGAUGUCGAAUUGUCCUGUGCCGUUUGCCUUGCUCAGUUGACCAGUUUUUUUGCUCUGUCAGUCAUGUGUUUUGUCAGUAUUGUUUUUGUUCUCAGACCCUGUUGGAGUUUAUCAUUGUUUCAUGAUGCUAGUCGUUAAUUGAACUGCCUCCUGAACAGUGUUCCUGAUUAAAGAUUUUGUUUGGAACUCUCUUUAUUUUUCAGACUCUGUGCUCCACUGCGGACCAGCAUCCUACAGUGAUAUUUUUUUUUUUUUUCCUGAACCUCUGUUUUUACAUAAAGAAUUAUUAUUCAGUCACCUCUGCUUUUGAGUCUUCUGAUAUCCUGACACACCCAUGUGAUUUUAGCAUUUAUGCGAUUUGUCUUAUCACAAAUGUUUUAUAAGAAACCCACAGUAAUAUCACAUGAAUCAUGAUUUGUAAAUCUGUGCUGUAAAGUUGUUCAAAAUAAAUGGAAAAAAUAAC